Spirodela intermedia is the source of this 2932-nucleotide messenger RNA. The record is from the annotation of a GenBank genome assembly. NCBI's taxonomy places the organism in Eukaryota, Viridiplantae, Streptophyta, Magnoliopsida, Alismatales, Araceae.
AUGGGGAAGUCGUACCCGACCGUAAGCGAGGAGUACUUGAAGGCCCUGGACAAAGCCAAGAGGAAGCUCCGCGGCCUUAUCGCGGACAAGAAGUGCGCUCCCUUGAUGCUGCGUCUUGCGUGAGCACCGUCGACUGAGAUUUUCCUCCCGCUUUACUCCGAUGUCGCGAUCGUUUCGUUGCGGCUUUAAAAUUGUUGUCUGCUGUCGACCAGAUGGCAUUCGGCGGGCACUUACGAUGUGUCGACGAAGACGGGCGGCCCCUUCGGGACCAUGAGGUUCUCGACAGAGCUCGGUCAUGCAGCCAAUAAUGGCCUCGACAUCGCCGUCCGUCUGCUGGAACCGAUCAAGGAGCAGUUUCCAAUCAUCUCUUAUGCCGACUUUUACCAGGUGAAAUAGUCAAGAAUGUUCAUAUUUCAAUACUGUAUAUUCCUUGUUGUUUCUCUACAAAAAAUCGUUAUAUGCGUAUUUAUUUAUUUAUUUUUGCCGACAAGUUGGCUGGAGUUGUUGCCGUCGAGAUCACUGGAGGACCGGACGUUCCGUUCCAUCCCGGCAGGGAGGUAAAUAGAUUAACGUACUUUCUCGCUUUGUAUCUGAUUCAAAAACGUCUUGUCCUCAUUUUGAUUGUGAUCUCCGUUUUUUCUCAAAUCACUUGUACGGUAGCCUAGUCGAAAGACGUCCUCUGUUGUGAUUUUCUCUUUAAGUUAUUCUCAGGUUUCGGAUAUCUCUCACCUUGUGCCGUAUAAGGUUGUCGUCCAUGAAAAAUGGCCUACGUGAUGCUGUCCGUAUGCAUCUUGUGAACUAUUUCUCCCUUCUAUUUUUUUCUCAGAUUUCCUUGCAGUAGAACAGGCUAUGCAACGGGCUAACCUUCUAAGAUGAAAAACCAUCGUUUAACGAAUCUGAUGGGGAAAUACAUGAGGACCUGAAGAUGCAUUCUAACUCUCUACAGAGCUCUAAAUACUUAUUCGGGAGUUCGGGAGCGUCGAGUUCAGUUCUAUUGAUUUAAUUUCUAGCACGUUUAUCUUUUGGAUUAUGUGAUCCAUGUGUUACAGUCAUGUGUUUUUUUAAUUGAAUACUCCACGGGGGAAUUUGUUUAUGCUCUGUUUUUUGAAUGGUCUGGUUCUAUCUGGAAAUCGGGUUUAGAAUGGGUUGUCGUUUUGCCUAAUUGAUGGAUACAGAAAGAACGUCUGUUUCCUGCGGUUCCGUUGAGGGUGAUAUAUGGUUUAGCUCAAUGUGUAGGUGCAGGGAAAAGCUUUGCUAUUUUCUUCCUGUUUUAUACUGGACCUUCCUUCUAGGUGGGGAAUGGACCUUCUUUCUAUUGGCGUUCUAUUUUCAGUCAACAGUCCCACUCUCGAGCAUGUUUUUAAACUCUUCCUAGGUGGAAUGGGAAUCAUCAAACGCCUUGUAAGGCGUGUACUGUCUUGCGAGCGAACAUUGAUACUUGGUUUUGUUUUUUCGAUUCAUCGUAGAGCGUGUUUGUAGAAUCAUUCUAUUGAAAACAGUCCAGAAUUUUUGUCUGGUUUUUCUUUCUGGAUGGACUGAUGCAGUUAUUACGAUGCCGCAAUGCUUUGCUGGACAUUUUUUUCCCUCUUUCUUCCGUACAGCCUUCUUUUCUUAUGAAUCUUACUUGUAUGAAGAGGAGCUCAUAUUUUCUGUUAGUUGUGCGGUAUAGGCAAAAGUGUUAUCGACAUUUUCUAUCUGUUUCGUCGUUCUUUAGGUGUCACCAUUGCUUAUCGUUUAUUUAGUUUUCUUACCAUAUCUUAUUUAUCCCUCCAAUUUAGGACAAGCCUGCCCCUCCUGUGGAAGGCCGCCUGCCAGAUGCCACAAAAGGUUUCGACCGUAACCUCUUGGCUUUCCUUUCUCUCAUUAAUCGUUUUUCUAAUUAAUAUAUCAUUGCAUUGCCACAUCUAUCGGCUGCAUGGCAAGAAGGGGAUGCGUGAUAUCUUGGCUAUACCCGAUUGAAACCCAGAGAAUGAUCGGGCCGAACUUGGUCCCAAGCUCCUUUAAUCGGCUCCACUGAUACCCCUCUGCUGUGUUCUAAGGGUUUGCGUUUUUUUUUUUUUCCCUGAAAGCAGGUUCUGACCACUUGAGGAAUGUCUUCCGUGAUCAGAUGGGCCUCGGCGACCAAGACAUUGUCGCCUUAUCCGGGGGCCACACCCUGGUAAGAGAAUAACCAUCACUUACGCACAUUAGUUGAAAAAUCCUCCGCAAUGAUAUUACCAUUUUCUCGUAACCUCGUAGGGAAGGUGCCACAAGGAGCGUUCCGGCUUUGAGGGCCCCUGGACUACAAACCCUAACAUCUUCGAUAACUCUUACUUCAAGUAUGAAAAGCUACCGAUCCAUUCUUUCUUCAUCUCCUGUGGUGAUUCAUUCAACUGGGCCAGUUGCCUGAUGGUCUCUUCUUGCAGGGAGCUUGUUUCCGGAGAGAAGGAGGGCCUCAUCCAGCUGCCCUCGGACAAAGCCCUUCUCUCUGAUCCCUCCUUCCGCCCCCUAGUGGAAAAAUACGCGGUGGUAUGUACUCCGUUACGCCGCAUUAUUUCUCUUUGCCGGAGGACUCGGCCGUUGUGCCCCGACCCCUCUGAACUUGCUCUGUGUGCUCCCUCGCCUUAGGACGAAGACGCCUUCUUCUCCGACUACGCUGAAGCCCACCUGAAGCUCUCUGAGUUGGGGUAAGGACAUCAGUCAGUCUACCAGAAGUUUCUAUUCUGUUUCUUGUUCUAUAGGGGCUUACACGGCUUCCCCAUUUGGGCCCCAUUACGUCUCCAGCUUCGACGACUGCGCGGGAUGCGCCCGCGCCGCCCUCGUGAAGUAAUCCGCUCCACUACGUGCUCGUACGGUGCGGUGGCGCUGUCUUUUGCGGACUAGAACGGAUACUAUUUUCGCUGAUCGCGAUAUUCCCGACUGUUCAAGCUGUCCUUUCGUUCAGAAUGACUAG